Camellia sinensis is the source of this 1398-nucleotide messenger RNA. The record is from RefSeq and is a predicted model, not a curated record. NCBI's taxonomy places the organism in Eukaryota, Viridiplantae, Streptophyta, Magnoliopsida, Ericales, Theaceae.
CGAAUGGUCCUACUCUCAUGAUCUGACCAACACCUAUCUCUCUCUCUAUAUCUUUCGGCCGAUUCAGACCUAUACGAUCUAUAUCUAUAUGUAUAUGCAACUCUUAUCUGUAUAUACACUCUGUAGAUACAACUAUAUACAUACACGAAGUCAAAGGUUGCAGAUUGGGAGUGAAAAGUGACACUCUAUUCAUUAAUUUAAAAGAAAAAUUAUGGAAGACAAGUGUGCAAUUGCAAAAGAUGUUACUGAGCUGAUAGGAAAUACCCCAAUGGUAUAUCUCAACAACAUUGUGGAUGGUUGUGUAGCCCGCGUUGCCGCCAAGUUGGAGAUGAUGGAACCCUGCUCUAGCGUGAAAGACAGGAUUGGGUAUAGUAUGAUUCAAGAUGCAGAAGAGAAGGGCCUGAUUACCCCUGGGAAGACGGUUCUCAUUGAGGCUACCAGUGGUAAUACUGGCAUUGGCUUGGCAUUCAUUGCAGCUGCUAAGGGCUACAGGCUUAUUCUAGUUAUGCCAUCUUCAUAUAGUAUUGAGAAAAGGAUUGUUCUCCGAGCUUUUGGAGCAGAGUUGUACAUCUCAGAUAUAACAAAAGGUAUUGCUGGGGUUUUCCAAAAGGUUGAAGAGUUACUGGAAAGGACACCAAACGCUUUUUAUCUGAGGCAAUUUGAAAAUCCUGCCAACCCAAAGGUUCAUUAUGAAACCACUGGACCAGAGAUUUGGAAGGGCUCUGAAGAGAAAGUUGAUGCCUUAGUUGCUGGGAUAGGGACUGGGGGCACUGUCACCGGUGCAGGGCAGUUCCUCAAGCAGAAGAAUCCACAUAUAAAGGUCUAUGGAGUAGAACCAUCUGAAAGUGCUGUUCUGAAUGGAGGAAAACCUGGUCCGCACAUGAUCCAAGGAAUAGGUGCUGGUAUCAUCCCUAGUAUUUUGGAUGUCAACAUUCUUGAUGAAGUUGUUACAGUAUCUAGUGAAGAAUCUAUUGAAACUGCUAAGCUUCUUGCACUGAAAGAAGGUUUGCUGGUAGGGAUUUCAUCAGGGGCUGCUGCUGCUGCUGCAAUAAAGAUAGCAAAGAGGCCAGAAAAUGCCGGAAAACUCAUUGUUGUUAUUUUCCCAAGCUUUGGAGAGCGUUAUCUGUCAACAAUACUUUUUGACUCCUUUAGGCAUGAGGCAGAAAACAUGGCUAUUGAAUGAGAUUUAUUUCUCCUUUCUGCUGAGCUUUUUUUUUUUAUUAUUAUUAUUAUUAUUAUUUUUUUUUAACGAAAGUCGAGUUCUUUGGAAUCAUUUAAGAAAUUUGGAAAGAAUUUGGGUUUGUUAAAAAAAGAACAAAUCUUGUAUGCUGUUUCUGUACUUUUUGUAUUGUCGUAUGAACUGAAUUUGUAACUAAUUGAUUGUUUUUCUUGCUGUUU